Molecule: messenger RNA, 12840 nt
Organism: Branchiostoma floridae (Florida lancelet)
Lineage: Eukaryota; Metazoa; Chordata; Leptocardii; Amphioxiformes; Branchiostomatidae
Product: histone-lysine N-methyltransferase 2C-like
Biological process (GO): positive regulation of transcription by RNA polymerase II
Cellular component (GO): MLL3/4 complex
Molecular function (GO): transcription coactivator activity; histone binding; histone H3K4 methyltransferase activity
Source: RefSeq, a predicted model, not a curated record
GUCGGAGGGAUACCGUGCGUUCGUAGAACCAAUAUGGCCGCCAUCUUGUUGUAAUAACUACCGAUUGUGGUGAAUUUUGCAGAAAAAUUCUCCAAAACGGCUGGAUACAUCAAGAUUUUGAAUCCCGUACCAGCCAGGAAAGAAUAUGAAGGAUCCAUAUAUUACGGUAAGACUAGUCGAGGCAGAGGUAGAGGCCGAGUUCCUGUGAUCGAUGAUGAUGAUGACAUGACCCCAGCACCAGCACCUGUACCCAUACCAGUAUCAGUACCUAACGUCCCUCCUGUCCAACCUGACUACAAACCUCCCCUCACCAUCAAAUCAGAGGGAGAGCCGGUGGAAGUUAGAACAGCUACCGACCAGCAGUUUCUGCCUCAGACCGGUGCAUCUGUAGAUCUUCCAAUGGAUGCUGGUCCUCCCCCUGGGGAAAGCUUCAUGACUUUUGGAGGUGGUGAUGGUGAACCAAUGGGGUCGGAUAUCCGGUGUGCUUUCUGUUGCUGCGGAGAGAGAUCUCUCCUUGGGCAGGGGGACAUGACCCGGUACGACCCCACCCCAGGGUUCAACCCCUUCAAGCGGAGGAUAGACCGGUCCCAGCGCAGCUCCACGGAGUCCGCAGGGGAUCAGAACGAGCGCAGCCCCAAACAGCACCUGACGUGGAGGAGACAGAGGGGACCUGGAAAGUCCUCCAGGGACAGAAGUAAGUCUCCAAGAAGAUCAAACCCCCACUACGAGACGGAGGCAGGCUGUUGUGCCGCGGGGAUGGAUGAGCUGAGCUGUGUGGGGAGGGCAGAGGAGGUGGAUCCCAGUGUGGUGUUUGAACCUUCAGGCCAUGCCUGGGCCCAUCACUGCUGUGCAGCGUGGUCAGAAGGAGUCUGUCUGGACGACAACGGCAUCCUCAUCAAUGUAGAUAAGGCUGUUUUCUCAGGAAUCACACAGAAAUGUAGUUACUGUAAGCGGUUUGGAGCGACCAUCCUUUGCCGGAAUGCCAAGUGCAAUAGACUGUUCCACUAUCCGUGUGCGGCGGGGGCCGGUGCCUUUCAGGACAUCAAGACCAUGUCCCUCCUCUGUCCUGAACACCUGGAGGAGGCUGAGACAAUAGGAGAGAAUGCGUGCUGCGUGAUCUGUGACUUGCCAGGGGACAUCUCGGACCAGCUCUUCUGUACCAGCUGUGGCCAGCACUACCACUGCACCUGCCUGGACCCCCCCGUGGAAAUCAACCCAGUGGUACGGGCCGGCUGGCAGUGCCCAGAGUGCAAAAUCUGUCAGACUUGCAGGCAACCCGGGGAUGACAGCAAGAUGCUUGUUUGUGACACCUGUGACAAGGGGUACCACACCUUCUGUCUGAAGCCGGCCAUGAACACCAUACCAAAGAACGGCUGGAAGUGCAAGACUUGUCUGAACCGUAGUGAUACAGGCCCAUUGAUUGGGACGCCAGAGCUUGCAAUGAAUUGCCGCGUGUGCGGAGACUGCGGUUCCCGGACACCUGGCAGUGGCCCCAGCUCCAGGUGGCACCUGAACUACUCGGUAUGCGACAGCUGCUACCAGCAGCGCAACAAGGGCCUGUACUGCCCCGUGUGCGGGAAGGCGUACCGACACUUCACUCAGAAGGAGAUGCUACAGUGUGACGGAUGCAGAAAGUGGAUCCAUGCUGAGUGCGAUGAUUCCGUUGACAUGGCAACGUAUCAACAGAUGAAGGAGAAUGAGUGUCAGUACGAGUAUCUCUGCCCUGUGUGUAAGAACAAGGACGACAGCGAUGUCCCCUACCUUUCGCUGUCCCCCCAGGCCAUCACGGGAGACGCCGCCGCCGCCACGGGAAACCUCUCUUCCUCGUCGUCAACGGUUACCAGCUCCGAGGCCGCCAUGGCGGAAGCUGAGCUGAGGGAGAUGGAAGAAAUGGUCGCCAAAGGAGAAGACCUUGGGGAGGCAAUGGACGAUCUUGUCUUUGCAGCUGGAAAAAAGGAGGGAGGGAUGGAGCUGAUGAGAACAGCCCAAGACCCCCUGCAGAGCUCCCAUGAUUCCCUGAUGUCGACCAAUGAGGACAGUUUUUCCAGUAUGGAUAUUGACAUGUCGUCGUCGGGCGCGUCCACCUCCGCGGGCACUAGAGGCAGUAUGACGCCGCUCCCCAUCCAGCACGGCAGCGGGAAACCCUUCGGAAAGAGAAAACUUGGUCCUGGCAGACCCAGGCAGGGCCGUGGUGCAGGUGCUCCCCCUGGCAGGAAGAGGCAGAAGCACGCCGGCCCGCCCGGCAAGAGGGGACCCAAGCCCAAAUUCAAACAGGGAACUGUAGCACUGCCUGGCACUGUGGGAGGGUCUGGUACGGAGCCGUCCCCAGAGAAGCCCAGCAAGAGUAGUAAGAAUGAUGAUGAGGAUGAGGGCAUGCACACCACGGUGGUGCUGUUCUCUACUGACGACAAGUUCACACUGAUGCAGGACAUGUGUGUGAGCUGUGGUAGUUUUGGGCAGAGCGCGGAGGGAAGACUGCUGUCCUGUUCACAGUGUGGCCAGUGUUACCACCCCUACUGUGUCAACAUCAAGAUCACCAAGGUGGUGUUGUCGAAGGGUUGGCGGUGCCUGGACUGUACGGUGUGCGAGGGUUGUGGGAAGGCGAGUGACGAGGGGCGGUUGCUUCUCUGUGACGACUGCGACGUCAGUUAUCACAUCUACUGCCUCGACCCUCCCCUCACCAAGGUCCCCAAGGGAGGAUGGAGAUGUAAAUGGUGUGUGUGUUGUACCCAGUGCGGUGCCACCUCCCCAGGGUAUAACUGUAAGUGGCAGAAUAACUACACCCAGUGUGGGCCCUGCGCCGCCAUGGUCACCUGUCCACUCUGUCAUCAGAACUACCAUGACGACGAGCUCAUCAUACAGUGUUCACAAUGCGAAAGGUGGUUACACUCAGAAUGUGACGGGAUGCACUCGGAAGAUGAAGCAGAGAGAGCAGCAGACGCCGGGUACCACUGCGUCAUGUGUCGCCCUCGCACCCAACCCUCCCCUGCCCACCCACCUCCUACCUCAGUCCACAGUGGCGCGGCAGACUCCAAGGGACCAGCAGCCCACCCGUUCACCAGACUGGCCAUCACAGAACCAGAAUCCAAGCCGAGGCCACCGCAGGAGUUUUCAGUGGAGGGUGUGUUGCUAACGGAGACGGGGCUGCGGCAGAUCGAGAGCCUGUCCAUCACCCCGCCUCCCAAGCAGAAGCGGGUGCGAAGGCGACCGCGACUUGCAGCGGCGGCUAGUCUGUCCCUGCUACACUCCCUGGCUGACCCCAAGUCAGAGGUGUCACAGGCUCUGGAACAGGGCGAAACUGGCGAGGGAAAAGAUGCGAAUGACCCAGACUUUGAUCCUGGUCCCGAGCACCACCGAGAUGAACCGGGGGACGACUCCAUGGACAUGUCUACUACGGACCCUACCAAACCUGGGGAGGGGGGAGCCAAACAGAAGAGGAAGUACAGGAGAGGUCUCAGACCAGGGAUUGGUGGUUUCUUUGCCAGACAUAGAACCAGGCCCAGUUUCAUGGGGAGGGGACGAGGGGCCGUUCCCAGGACAGGCAUGGCACCUGGUCUCCAGGCAACAGUUGCUAGGGCACCGCCCGCUUCCCUGGGAGAAGCAGGGAACUUUGUGGAUGCCCCAGAGGAAGAACAGCUGUUGGAGGCAGCUGGCCCGACCGUGGCUGCAGCUGCGGCAGCAAUGCCAGCUAUACCAGCACCUGAAGCACCCCUGUCGGGAAAAGUGGUCCGGCCCAAACGGAAGAGAAAAAGAAAACCUGGGCUGAAGGAGUCUUAUCCUGAGUAUCUACAAGAGGCGUUCUUCGGCAAAAGUUUGUUAGACACCAGUCGGACUAAAGACGGGCAGGUGAACCUGGACACCCCCUCGGACGAGGAGAGAGGUGGUACGUCCCAGGGACCCAUGAUGCACCAGCCUGUGCACCCUGCUGGUGCGGAAGGGUUCCCCCUAACUGCUCCUGGUGGUAUUGCAGGACAGCCGCAACCACAUGCAGGGCCACAACAUGCGCAGUUCCUGGCAAACCAACCUCCUCACACGGACCAUCCUCACCAUGGGGAGAUGGGAGAGACCGGUGAGAUCGAGAUGACCGAGGACGACCCUCUGGGUCUGCUUCCACACGAGCUGCCACAUGAUGAUGAGAUUAUGAGUGUCCUCAUGGGGGAAGACCUCGGCAAGGCUACAGAAGGAUUGGAUCUUGCCUCAGUAGCUGUCGAGCACGCAGAAAACUCCCAGGGUUCGCAGAACGGUGACGGGGAAAACCAGUCUGAUCCCAGCAAGGAAAAUAACCUAGACCCGCAAUUCGAAAAUAUCCUCAGUCCUGCAGCGCUAGAUAAAAUGGUUACUGAAGGUCUGGCUGAGAUGGACAGUAAGGAUGUGGAAGACCUGUUCUCAGAGGUUCUGAGUCCCGACAGUAGGGAACAACAGGGCACACCCACACCUCAAGGACUGCCUGGCACUCCCACAACAUCCAGUCAGGAGCCUACAUUUCCCAUGGGCCACCCCAUGGGACCACCCAUGCCUCAGCCACACCCUGGUUUCCAUGACAACAUGCCGCGCCCUCCUCCACCAUCAAACCUGCCGCUUGGUGGUCCCCCCUUUCCUCUGCCUUCGCAGCCUGGCUUUCCUCAGGACUUUGCCAGAGGAGAGCUUGGUUCCCCGUUCAGCCCCACGUUCGAACCCCCCAGCCCCUGGCCAGCCGGAGGGGGCCCCCCUCCCGACGGGGAGCAGGGGUCGACGGCCGAGGGGAUGACCAGGAACCAGUUCAAUGUCAUAAAGUGGGAGAAGGAGGAACAGCUGGGGGAUGAUGCUACCAUCUCUGCUGUGCUGUACGCCAACAUGCAGCAUCCUGAGCUCAAGCAGCAGUACCCAGACUGGCCCACUAGAGCCAAAGCCAUUGCCAAGCUGUGGAGGAAGGUCACUCCAGAGGAGAAGCAGCCCUUCCUCCAGCGCGCCAAGGACAACCGCGCCAAGAUGAAGAGCCUGUCCAACAAGGGCCUUCAGCACCUCAGCAACAACAGUAACAGCAACACGCCCCCCUCCACACCGACUCCCACACCCCACACACCGCCAAUCAUGCCCCCGCCCUCGCCGCUCACCCGUCAGCCCAGCGACCCCAACCUGGGCAUGAACCAGGGCCCGAACCUCGGCCUUGUCUCAAGCCCAGGUCACCCGGGAAUCGUCGCCAACCAAACCCGACCCGCGAUGGGAUCAAGCCCAAGCCACCCUGCCAUGGGAUCCAGUCCUAGUCAUCCAGGCAUGGUGUCGAGCCCGAACCAUCCCGGUCUGGUCUCUAGUCCCAAUCAUCACGUCGUUUGUCCGAAUCCUAACCAGAUAGCCAUGGGCUCCAGUCCCAAUCACCCAGCCAUGGGGAGUCCCAGCCAUCCCCCGAUGGGGUCCAGUCCCAACCAUCCUGGAAUAGGGGGGAACCAGAACAUACCACUUCCAGGUAUGUGUGCCAGCCCUACCCAGCCUGGUCUCCCACCAAACAUGCCACGGAUGGUUGGUAGCCCCGGCAUGGUGAGGAUGGGCCCCAGUGCAGGUCGUACGCUGACUGAACAGCAGCAGAGGCUACAGAAGGAACAGCGUCAGGCCUGGGAGGCGGAGCAGGAGCAGAAGUGGAAACAGCUGCAGCAGAUGAGGGCACAGCAGCAGAAACAGCAGCAACAGCUGCUGGCAGAGGCCACCAAGUCGGAAUCAGCAGAACUCCGCGAGAACAAGAAGAAAAGACUGGAGGAGGAAAGCCCGGAGAAGUCCGGACCCAACAACGGCACCCCUACCAGCCAAUCAGAAUCCAGCAUGAUGCCCCCGCCUCCGCUGCCUCCGACCUCUGACUCCUUACCACCCUCCAGUAUGGCCCAGGACUCGUUUGCGGCCCCACAUCCACCGCAGGCAGACUCGACUGACCCCUUCGUUGCACCUAAGGCACCUGCGCCGCGAGCAAGGUCCCUGUCACUGACGAGCCAAUCGGAUGAUCCGUACGCUCGCAUGCCGGGUACACCACGGCCAUCGCCGCAAGACCCGUACGCGGUACAGCCGGGAACCCCUCGACCGAGGUCCAACUCCGAUCCCUUCGUGUCGAGGCCUCCGCCCGAGGAUCCUUACUCCCACAUGCCUGGUACUCCGCGGCCCGCACCACCAACAAUGUCCGACGACCCUUACGCAAAAAUGCCGGGUACACCGCGACCAGGAACCGGGAAUCGGGACCCCUUCCAGCGACCUCCAUUACAAAGGUCCCUCAGCGACGAUCCCUAUGCUAAGAUGCCGGGGACCCCAAGACCAGGCCCGCAAGCCAACCCGUUCGUACGUCCAUCCAUGCCUGUACGGAGGGCAUCGGCGGAUGACCAGUUCUCACAGAUGGCCCAGCGACCUCAGCUGCCCGCUGAUGACCCAUAUGCCUCCAUGCCUGGCACACCCAGGCCCCCACCCCAGAAUGACCCCUUCAUCCCACCCAUGUCACAACCCAGUGGUGACCCAUACCAACCCACUCCUGUACAGGAUGACCCAUAUGCUAAAAUGCCAGGCACACCCCGCCCUGGUCCAAGCAGGGAUCCCUUCAAAAUGCCGGCGGCUCCAAGACCACCCGGUCAGCAAGACCCGCUCAUGCCGCCACCUGGGCGUCCACCAUUCUCCCAAGCAUCACGACCAGUCGGCCCAUCUGGGCCCUUCCCCAAACCAACCCUCCCUGACAACGACCCAUACGCGCAGCAGCCCGGCACCCCAAGGCCGACCCAGGACAGCGACCCCUUCAACCCGGGUCCUCCGCAGAACACACCCUUCCCACCCAGGAUGGUCGGCCCACAGGACCCGUUCGGCCCCAGACCGGGCGGGAUGAUGUCCCCACGGCAACAGGGACCAUGGCAACAGCAGGGCGGAGCCCCCUUCCCGCAGAACGCCCCACCGUUCGACCGUAACCCUGGCGGUAUGGUCCAGCCCCGACCUGUGAUGGAGAGAAGGUACCACCUGUCACAGCAGGGGAGGGUGUUCGCUGAGGGGAUGCAGGGACAGGGACCAGGGCCCGUCAUGCCGGCGGACUCGCAGCACGCACUGAAACAGCAGAUGGGCAUGAUGGGGGGAAACAACCAGAGCGCCAUGCAGAGCAUGAUUGAGAAACGCCAGCAAAUCCGAGAACUGCUGAGACAACAGCAGGAGCGACGCAGGCAACGCCAGCAGAUGGAGCAAGUCAAGGAGGAACAGUUUGGUGCACAGAUCCCGUUGAGACACUGGUCACCAGAGGACUCCCAGGGGCCGCCUCCCCCCUACGCAGGGCCACACGGACCCACCAGCACUGCCAGCAACAUGCUACCCGAGUCAUGGCCACCACAGAACUUCCCUGGAGACAGGCCUCCCCAACCAGGCGACAUGCACGAACCCUUCCCGCCGGGACAGAGGCCUCCCUUUAUGACGGGAGAGGAGCGGAUGCGACCGCCCUUCCUUCCCCGCGGGCAGAUGUUCAUGAACCCGAGGAUGCAGGCGCAGUUUGGUGGCGACAACAGGCCGGACGGCGGUCAGAUGCAGUUCCCACGAGGGCCCGGCCCGAACUUCCCCGGCCAACAGCCGGGCGACGACAUGCAGGCAAACAUCCCGCUCCAGCUGAGGCACCCGCGAGGUCCGUUCCCCCAAGGCCCCCGAGGUCAGCAAUACAUCGAGCUAAAAAGGCCUGAUGAGGGCCCGGUGCCGGGCGGCAUGAUGGGGGAAAGGCCCCGUAACCCUUACAUCCAGAUCGUCCAGGAGAGGCUGCAGCAGCGCAACCUGAUGAUGCAGCAAAACCAGCAGAGGAUGAUGGGACCCCAGCCUAGGCUCCAGCACCCUCCCCCGGGCAUGCAGCCUCCGACCUCCAUGGAGCCCUUCGUUGAUCCACUCGGACGGCAGAGCCAAAUGGCGGAAAACCAGGCCAAGUUUCCGUUCGAAAACAACGGGGUGCCAAGCGGCUUGAACCAGAUGGGCCCUCGUCCGUUCCAUCCGGGACCGCCCCACCCUCCUUUCACCUCCGCAUCGCAGCAGCCGUUUCCCAGCAUGCCAGGCAGAGCCCCUGAGAACCAGGGCAUGAACCCCCAACAACAAGAACAGCAGCAGCAACAACAGCAACAACAGAGUAGCCAGCCGCCUCCAACUGGGGAUGAGACAAACUUAGAUCCAUCGCAUGACGACCUUCAAGAUGCAAACAUCGAUGACGAGCUCUUCCUUGGCGGAGACGACUUUGACAUCUUACAAUAUGCUGACCCUGAACUGGAUAAGCAGCAGAUGUUCAAUGAUAUCAUGGGUGACCCCAGGGAGGAUCAGAAGAAGGAGAAACAGCCUGAAGAGAAAAAGCAGGGGGAGGUGGACAGUAAGAUGGAACAGCCUGGUGCAAGUGGUAGCAGUGACCAAACUACUGGAAACCAGUUCACUCCAAAGAAUGGCGCAAGUCCUGAACAGAAGGACACAGGAUCAAACAAUGCAACAAAAGAAAACUCCCCUGCAAGUGAAGCAGACAAAGUAAAAGACGAAAUAAAAGCAGAGACGGACCCAACAACUGGAGGAGAGGAUUCUGGGAAGCAAGAGGGAGAGGUACAGGGUGCUGCAGGGAAUGCUGGGACAGAGGGCCAACAGAACCAGGGUGAACCCAAGUCAGCAGAACCCAGUCAGCAGGGAGAUGGUCUGAAACAAGAGAGUCCAGGGGACACUGCAGAAGGCAAAUCAGUGUCUGGGGAAAGCCCAAAGACUGGAGAGCAACAGCAAGCCUCCUCAACGCAACAACAGUCUCUUGAGAAAGACCCCAGUGUCUCAGAAUCAGGUAUUGUUCUCGAAGGGGUUACAAAAGAAGAGCCUACCGUUGCUUCUUCCUGUAACGUUACCACCGCCACGAGUAGUAUACCAGGUCCCAGUGCAGAACUCCAGAAUGUGGGGGUUACAUCGUCUGCGGUUGUCCAGCCACCCAGCUGUCUACAGACAAGUAUGGCGCAACAGGGUGGCCCACCUCUGACAUCAGCUGCAGGUACUAGUAUGCAGACUGGCCUAGGGGGCGCUCCAGUGUCCAUCGGCAUGCCGACACCCAGUAGUCAAGGGCUCAUCCAACCCACUGCAGGACAGCUACAAGCAGGUGCUCUUCACUUGAGGAAGGAACGUCGGCUGCUGCUCGAGGAACAGCCGCUGCUGCUGGAAGACUUGCUGGAACAGGAAAGGCGGGAACAGGAACAGCAGAGGCAGCAGCAUCAACAGCAACAGGUAACAGCACCUGAUGACACAAAGCCGGGGACAUGGCCGCCCCAGCAGACCGCCCCUGUUUCCGAACCGCCUCCUCCGAUUCAGACUCAGUCUCCCACGCCUCAGGCCGCCUCCGCGCCGCCUCCGAACCAACCUCGAUCAAUAAAAGAGAUGAUGCUUCAGUUUGGGCAGGGCGGGCCCGCCUCGCUCUUCAGAAACUUUGAUACGGACAAAAUGUCCCAAAUGUCUGACCCCAUCGCCAAGGCCAAGGCACGGGUCCUGAUGAAAAUAAGCCAGGUGGUUCAGCAGAUACAAGGCAGUGGUCCUCACGCGCAGAUGCUGCAGGCUAUGAACACCAUGCACCACCUGCAGCAGCAGCAACAGGGGGGAGGGGGGCAGCAGCCGCAGCAGCUACAGCCCGGCAUCCGUCCACCCUUCCUGCCCAACAUGCCCAACAACCCGGGCAAUGGGCAGCCGGGAUUCCGCCCUAACUUCCCUGCACAGUUCCAGCAGGGGGGUAACGGACAGUUUGGCAACAACGGUGAGGGAUUCAACGUUGGUCCCCAGCCCCCCGUGCCCUUCCCUAACGGACCUAACGGGGAGAUCGACCCCCAGCAGCAGAGACAGUACGAGGAGUGGCUGUUCCAGCACCAGCAGCUGCUGCAGAUGCAGCAGAAAAUGCUGGAAGCUCAGGUGGGUAAACAGAAGAAGCAGAAGAAGUCCCUUGCUGCCCGUCAACGCCAGCAGAAGAAGAACGGGCAGGAGCUGACAGAGACAGACGAGAACCAGCUGAAGGCCAUGACAGAGCAGCAGAGCGUUCUGCAGAAACAGCUGCAGCAGGUCCGGGAACAGCAGAAAAAACACUCCAUUCUCAUACAGGAAUACCGUAUGAAGCAGCACGAACGAGCCCAGGAGCAGCAACAGUCUCUGCAACAGUCCGGCUUCCCACCCCAGUCCAUGAUGGGCCCCAACAACAGCCCCAACCCCAUGAUGCCCCAGCGCAUGUCUCCCAUGAUCCCCCCCGGGCAGCACUCCCCUCUGCUGUCCCCACGGUUGGACCAGUCCCCGAUGCGACACCCGACACCGCCCAUGGGCCAGGCCUCCCCCUCGCUUGGUGCAGGUCCGCCCGUGCCCCUUUCGGCGCAGCAGUUUAGCGAGACGGGGCCCCCGCCGCAACCGACCCCCCAACAACAGGCGGCACAACAGCAGGCGCAGAGGAUGCCGCCGCGUGUCGUUCUGGACGACAACAAUCCCUUCAGCGAGGCCUUCCAGGAGCGGGAGAAGCGGGAGCGGAUGGAGCGUCUGCGGGAGCAACAGGAGAGGCAGCGCAUGCAGCUGCAGCAGGAGAUCGAGCAGCAGAGAAGGCUGCAGCAGAUGGAGAGACAGGACCAUGACUGGCACAACCAGGAGGUUGUACAGAACAACCUGGCCAAUGAGAGGCGGCAGGGCAUGAUGGAGCUGCCGUUCUUCAACACGCCUGAGAUCCCAGAUAUCGCCGGGCAGCUGCAACAGAACCCAAACCCACAGCAGCAACAACAGCAGCCGCCUGGGCAGCAGCAGGGGCCUCCAUUCAUGGGUCCAGGCCAGGGCCAGCCUCCGAUGGGCCAGGGCCCACGGUUUCCCCCUGGUGGGCCAAACUUCCCUCAGGGUGGCCCCGGCUCCUUCCCUCGCGGCCCUCUCAUGCAUCCCAGAAUGCCCUUCCCGGGCCCUAUGGGUCCGAUCGACCCCCAUCAGGGCUUUCCAGUGCCUCCUAACUACCCCAUGUCCGGCACACCGCCGGAAACGGAAAAACCCAAGCCGAAGCGGAAAAGAAACCGCAAGAAAAAGAAGUCGGCCGACAGCGAAGAACCUCCGCCACCCUCAAUGCAACAACAACAAGGUAUGCCUCCUGAUAUACCUCAGAACCCGAUGAACCCACAGGCUCCCACAAUGCCUCAUCCUGGCAUGGUACAGGGUAAUCCCAUGAUGCAGCCUGUUAGGAGAGACCCUUCCCAGCCUCCCUUGCUGGAUCAGAGCUUUACCGUUCCUCUCAGACAUAUCGCCGACGGAUCCCAGGGACAACUUGACAUGAACAAGCACUCCCUCCUCUUACAACAUCUAACAACGGAACAGAAGGACGCUCUUCGCAUGUCCGCAACCACAGGCGAUGGCCCUCUUAGACCAGACUCAAUAGACCCUGACAAACUCAAGGCAGAGACAUUAAAACUGGAUCCUCAGAAACUUGAGACUGGGAAUGGAGAGGGAGAGAAAGGGAAGGAGGAAGACAUAGAAGACGGGAAGGGUGAUGGGAAUGGUGAUGGAAAGAAAGACAGUCCAGAGAAGCCUGCUGCCAACCAACUCCUGAAAGCUCUGCUGCAGGGAACUCCCACUCAGAAUUUGCUUGCUAAGGCUGGCCUGCCCCCUUGUAAAGCACUACAAGAAGCACAGGACGUCACAGUUGAGGCCUCCACCCCCGAAAAGGUGAAGAAAGAAGAGCAGGACGACUCAGACGACGAGGAAGUCAUCAACAAGCUGAAGCUGACCCCAGAACAACAGAAACAGCUGGAGAUGCUGGAACAGAUGCCUGAGACCGUCCCGAAGUCCCGUGGUGAACGCGGUCUGUUGGAGAGUUAUCCCUUCAGCCUCGUGAAGGGGCAAAACAAGUGGCCAACACUCAACAAGAAAAAGGAAUGGGACCCCAAGAGCUUGUCAUCCCUCCCCCCAGCACACAGUGCUCCCGAUGUCAUCGUUAGAGAACAGGAGGAGUUUGAAAGAAGGAGACAAGAAUACCAGCAACAGUUGAAGAAGAGGAAGGAGACGCAAACCAAACGGGCCUCCAAGAAGCGUAAAAAAGACGAGGAAGAUGAGAUAACGAAGAUGAAACAAAACCGGUUUCCCUCUACAGAAAUGAUCAUGAGCACUGUAAAACAGUUGUCCCUUUGUGAGCCUGAGAUCAGCGUGAACUUUGCCCUCUUCCCGCCCUACGGGAGCGGACCCCUCAAUGGAGACAACCAGCUGAAGGGGACGUUCGGUCACGCCUUCCUCGACGGGGUCCAGGACUAUUACUCCAACUUCCUGAAGAGCGAAACGCUCAGUAACCCCCCGACCCCUCCGGCCUCCCUGCCCCCCACACCCCCUCCUCCCGGAAUGGCGCGACCCCCCAUGGUCAACGGUCAUCUGCAUCCAGAUGAGAUCCUGGGGACCCGUAGGGCGAAGCUGAUUGGUGAUCAGAGAUCACAUGAUCAAGGUAAACUGGAGACGGAACCCGAGCCCAGGAGAUACCAGCUCCUCCCUCACUCCGAGGUCUCCAUGACAACCGCAGACGAGCUGAUGAAGGAGAUGGUCUCACACCAGCGUACCAUCACGCGGGCAGAGAACAGCACCGUGCUGGGCCUGGACGGGGGCAAGACGAUGCAGGAUGUGAACGUGCCUCCGUCACUCCCCACCCCUCCCCCCAGCAACCUGGCUCCGGGAGAGGCUCCAAGAUUUAGCCGAGAUGCGACCACACCAGACAGCAUCGUGCCGUCCUCCUCCCCCGAGAGUGUGAUCGACGAUGAACCUCCCCCUCAGCCCCCCAAACUGAUCAGCCUCAACAGGGGACCCAACCGGGGACCUUCCCCCACGAUUCCACUCAUCGCUCCCACGCCUAGAAGAGGUCAGGAAUAGACAUUCAGCUUUCUU